Messenger RNA from Drosophila ficusphila, 1495 nucleotides. It is a transcript of the gene HP1b, whose product is annotated as chromobox protein homolog 1. Gene Ontology annotation, biological process: negative regulation of transcription by RNA polymerase II; chromatin organization. The record is from RefSeq and is a predicted model, not a curated record. Gene Ontology annotation, cellular component: nucleus; pericentric heterochromatin. Gene Ontology annotation, molecular function: chromatin binding. NCBI's taxonomy places the organism in Eukaryota, Metazoa, Arthropoda, Insecta, Diptera, Drosophilidae.
AGUCAAUCAAAAAAAGUAUAAAUCUAAUUGACACAAUACAAUUCAAAUUUUACAGCAUAAAUUGUACAAUUUGAAGUGAACUGACGUCCGAACGUCUGCAAUCAAGGAGUUGUGCAUCUCUGUGAGCAUCUUAUUCUUCUUCUUCUUAUAUAGUUAAGAAUUGCACGUCUAAAUUUAAUAAGACGCCAAGGAAAUUAAACAGACAUUUCAAAUAACAAAUAAUCAAAAACAUGGCCGAAUUCUCAGUGGAACGUGUGGAGGAUAAGCGAAUGGUAAAUGGGCGCGCGGAGUACUAUCUAAAAUGGAAGGGCUAUCCACGCAGCGAAAAUACUUGGGAGCCGGUUGAGAAUCUCGACUGUCCCAAUUUGAUUGCGAACUUCGAGGAGUCGCUAAAGAACAACAAAAAGGAGGCCAAAAAGCGCCCGUCCACAUCCUCCGCACCGGAUUCGAUUCGCGGCAAGCGAAAGAGCUUUCUGGAGGACGACAACGAGGAGCAGAAGAAGCUGAUCGGCUUUGAGCGCGGUUUGGAGCCCUCGAAAAUUCUAGGCGCCACCGAUGCGUCGGGCCAUCUAGUGUUCCUGAUGAAGUGGAAGGGCAGCGACCACGCGGACCUGGUGCCCGCCAAGCUAGCCAACAUCCGCUGUCCCCAGGUUGUCAUCCAAUUCUACGAGGAGCGCCUCACCUGGCACACGGGCUGUGGCAACGGGAACAACGAUAACUCCGGCAAUAUGGGCUCCUCCGGCGGCAUGGGCUCUAGCAGUGCCGCCGGAGACGAUACAGCUCCAGGCAGCGUAGGCACUACCGGCGGCGGCAGCAAUGCCGAUGGCGGGGACGAUGAUGAACAGGAGCAGGAAGCAGAACCGGCCAGUCCAAACGGCAGCAUCAACCAGGACGAGAACGCCAAACCUGAGGAGAGCAGCGAGCUGGACAACAACGGCCAGCCGGAUGCUGAUGACUAAUAGGGAGGAUUUAGCAGCUUUUGUAGAUGCGUACAGGACACAUCUACAAAACCAUACGAUAUAUACAUAUAUGGUAGCGUAGCUCUUGAGUUAACAGUAUAUUUUACUGACGUUCUGGCGGAAAACCGCAUUAGAAUAUAAGUUUUUUUUUUCUGUUUUAUAAAACGCAGUGUAAAAUACAAUUGUCCUGGCGUACAUGUUCCGUACGUGUACAUACAUAUGUUAAAAAAAGGACGAAACCGAGAAGCGGCCAAGGGAUCUUGGGAUCCUGACUAAGCCGAAAAACAUGUUUUGACCACUGUAAAAUAAUAAAAUUUAAAUAUUUUAAACAGAAAUUAAAAAUAUAUUCCUGUUGAAGUAAAAGACGCCAUCUGUGGUGCACGCCUGGCUACCUUUUUUCUAGGAUUUCUGAUUAUAUGAAUGUGAGGUUAUUUAUCCUUAAUUCACCCUUAAUUUAAAUCUCAUUAAACAAUAAUGAAAAAUGUAACAUUUUGUAAAUGGUUAAUAUACAAAUUUAUGUAUCUAAAAAUAAAAAG